AUGGCAUCGUCACCUUGCUCCAAAGUCAAGUAUCGCGUAUUUUUGUCUGCUACCGUAGUUGGGCAAAGGCAGAGAAGCUGGAGUCACGAGACAAAGAAGAGGAAUCUAGGCGAAUUUCACCCAGGCACUUUAACAUCCAUGGCGAACCUAGCAACAAUAUAUCAAGGCCAAAAGCGAUGGAAAGAAGCUGAAAAGUUGGCGCUUCGAGUCAUAGAAUUGAGGCAAAACGCACUAGGCCCAGAGCACCCUGACACAGUGAACACCCAGGCCGAAUUAGUGGUCUCGUACAGUCAUCAAAGACGGUGGGCCGAGGCCGAGCAGCUACAACUGCAAGUCCUAGAGAUGAGAAAGAGGACACUAGGCCCAGAGCAUCCAGAGGUGAUGAAAAGCCAAGAUGCGCUGGCAGUCAUAAACGCUGAACAAGGGGUAUUGGACGAAGUUGGAGAGAUGUAA
Letharia columbiana is the source of this 453-nucleotide messenger RNA. RefSeq lists its product as uncharacterized. Bases 1 to 453 code for a protein of 150 amino acids. The transcript has a single exon. NCBI's taxonomy places the organism in Eukaryota, Fungi, Ascomycota, Lecanoromycetes, Lecanorales, Parmeliaceae. Gene Ontology annotation, molecular function: protein binding. The record is from RefSeq and is a predicted model, not a curated record.